CUCCGUCGGAUCUCCUGCCGUCACACCCACUGCUGGGUGGCGAGUGGGUUCACCCCGGAGAGAAGGAAGGGGGAGGACCGACACACACUCACACCGAGUGCUGCAGUGCGAGCGCAGCGGGAGACACGGAAGCGCAGGCAAAACACACACACAUACAUACACUAACACACACGCGCGCGCAUAACCGCGGCCUUAUCGAUGAAACUUGGUUUAUGGAGAGAUCUGCAGCGGCACCAUAGCGACGCAGGCCGUCAUGGAAGAGUAUUUGCGGAGGGUCCAGAUCAGACUCGGGGUAGAGGCAUCAGAGGAUGCCAUCCAUGCUGUUUUAGGGGGACCAAAGCCAGACAUUGAUACUGUGGCUGCAACACUGUGCCUAGCCCUACACCUCAGCCAGAAGGAAACGUCCGGCGGAUUGUGUCUGCCAGUGUUGUGUGGCCAGCGAGCUGACACCGUAUUGCCUGAGGAGACAGUGAAGUAUCUUCAGACGGUGAAAAUAAGUGAGAGUUUGCUGCUGUGGAGGGACGAUGUAGACCUCUUAAUGCUUCACCACACCGGAAAACUCUCACUCACACUGUUGAGAGAUGGACUUCUCGAGAGCUCGGAAAACCAUGCUUUGGAGUCCAGCAUCCUGCGAGUGGUCCAUCACAACGGGCAGCAGGACACGGGGGAUGAUGGGGCAUCGUUCGCAGUGAAGACGGUCGCUAGAGAGAUUCGUCAAGAGGCAGCGGAGCACAUCAGACCAACACUGGGGAAGACUCUUGGAGAGGCCGUGCGGCUGCAAAGUGAGGCUCUGAGGAUCAAACAUGGCCAACAGUCACCACAACUGGAGGAGCUCAGAAGAUCUCUGGAGCUACUGAGUGACGUCACCGCAGGUCAGCCAGAUGAGGCGAAGCUACAGCACUUGGAGCAGCUGCUGACAAUGGAGCUGAAGGAGUUCACAGACGGAGAGAUGACCAUUGCAUUGUCUUCGGUGACCGCAGAGAACGAGGACUGGCAUGUUUAUGUGGAGGGAAUGAAAUCAGUCAGUCAGGGUCGUGGUCUUGAUGGGCUAGUGCUUCUCUUGUCCAUCAGUGACACACUUCAGCAUCCCUACCAGCAGGUGGCUGUCUACUCAAACAACACAGAAAUCCUAAACCAGAUCUGCUGUGAGUUAGAAGAGUCCUCCAGCUGGUCUCUCUCUGGUGAGCUGGUGGCCAGGGAGAAUCUUCAGGUCUACCACAUCCCUUUUAACACAUCCCCCUCCUCUGAUGCUCUUCAUCUACUGCAAGAAGAAAUCCAGGGCCUCCUCAAGGACUUUGUGGACCGACGGGGCUCUGUAUUAGCCUGCCACCCCAGUAGUAGGACAUCCUCCACAGAGGGAGUAGCAGGCAGUGUGGAGUUCUCCCAGGGAUCAUCGGGUAUCAAUGAUAUGGACAACUCUGACAUAGACAGAGCAGAAGAAGGUAGUGCAGAUGCAGUGGCAAUAGCAAGGGUGAUGACAGAUGGUGAGGAGGACACAGGGGGUGUAGGAAUCAGUGGUGCUGUGGAGCUAGUGAGCCCUGAUAGUGGUAUGAUCACCAUCCGCAGCAGCCGCUCCUCCAAGGAGAGCUCAGUGUUCCUCAGUGACGACAGUCCACUCGGUGAGGUUACUGCAGGAGGAAGUUCAGCAGCAGUGCCAGGAGGACUCUUCCUGAGAAACCCUUCUCCCCUGGGGUUGUUAUCGCUCUCCCCUCCUGUCCCACCUGAAAGGAGAAAGCAGCGUUCUACCAGAAAAUGGAAUGACAACUUUGACCUCUUUAGUUUUGACCCCCUCCAUAGCAGUGACCAUUCGUUGCCUGAAGUAGGAGAACUAGCAAAUGAUGAAGUAAAAGGAAGUCGGGGGGAAACAAGCGCAGAAAGCUCCAACUUAUCAGAACUUGAAGAACUUAGCUUACUGGAUUUCUCUGAUCCCAAUUCACUUGACAGGCUUGAAAGUGGAAAUUCUUCAACUGACCACUUUGGUCAAACCCACAAAAAAGAGAUGACUGACACUGUGGUUCCCCCAACUCCAGUCAACAGCCUGGUAGGUAGCCGCCCACCUAGCAGUUGUGGGAUCAGGUUCUUUCCAGAGGAUGUAGCUGAAAGGAUUGAUGGCUUACAGCACAAGGACAGUGUAUCAUCAUCCUUGUCAGAGACCUGGGAUGAACUUGGCUUUGAUACACAAGGAAACGUAUCCUUGAUUGAUAACAAAGCCUCAAAUAGGACCAAAGAUGAGAGCCUACAGAAUAUGGAGGAGGACAUUGGAGGCAAAGACUUUAUCGGUCAGCAGACAGAAAGAGAAACACAGGAGGAGAUGUUAAAAACAGAGCAUGCCCAGAAACGGCAAAAGAGACUGGAACCUCAGCUUAGUCUGGUCACUGAGCAGCAUGAUUCACAUGGUAACUGGAUCCCAGACACUGAAAUUAAGAAUCAGUGGAACUCUAUUACAUUGGCAGAUCUGCAAUUAACGCCACCAGAGGAGGAGGGAACUGGAAAAUCUAAACUGGGUAUCAUGGGAGCAAAAGAAAAAACACAGUUGGUGUCAAGAAAGAAAGCAAUCCUUAACACUUUAACACCAGACUCUUCUAAAGAAGAGGAUGAAGGGCUACAAGGAAAGAAAGAGAAACAGAUGGAACUUCUAGACUUCUGGACUUACUCAGCUCAAAAGGGAUUUCUUAAGUCUGACAGUGGAACCACUACUUCUUACCCUGAAUCACUAGAUAUGUGGAACAUGACAAUUCGGGAUGACAGCCUAUCACCAAUCACAACCCCUGACAACUUGUCGGAAAAUUCAGGUUCUUUCUGUGGUGUGAACCACAGUGUUGUUGGUGGUACAUCUGUGGAAAGUCCACCUGGAUUCUCUGAUGGUGGAAUGCAGAUGUGGAACACCACCAUACAGGAAGACAGCUCUUCCACUGUAACAAGCCCUGAGGGACCUGAAAAUGGAAAGGACCUUAGUCGCAUUGGAUCCCUGGAUGCCAAUGAUUCUCCAGACACACGGGCGAGCAAACAGUUAGAAGAAGAAAAAGCUAUAGAGGAGGGAAGAUUUGAGAGUAAAGUAAUUUGUCCAAAACAGGAGGAAGUGGAGUGGGCAGGUCAUGAGCACAAUGUGAAAAUAGUUAUAGAGACUGCAGACGGUAGCAAACACAGUGAAGAAUCAGAGGAGGAUGACCUGCAGACUGUAGACAACCAACUGUCUUUUAGGCAAAACUUGACAUCUGAACAUUCAGAGACUGAGACUUCAUCACACCAAGGCACAUACAUGUGGGAACUGCCUGCCCCUGUCAUGGUCACCUCCACCUCAGAAUAUGACAAUAUAGGAGCUGGUGGUUGGAGUCAGGCAUCCUCGCCUGAGACCUAUGCCAGCCAAGCACCUGACGUAGAGGGGCUGUCCAGCCCUUUUAUAGCUGUGACUAAAUCUGUUCAGAUUGAUGAAAGGCACGAUCAACAUCAUAUGAAUGCUAAUGCCGGGAAAGUAUUUUUAGAUGAAGAAGAAUCCCUGAAUCAAGUAUUCCUGUUUGAGGGCACUAGUGAGUUGGGUCAAAUGACCAGGAGCAGGAGGAGCUCAACUGAGAGUGAGUAUGACAACAAAAGCAAACAAGAAUCAGUGGAAGCUGAGCAAUCCAGUAGUUCUCCAUUUGUUAUGGUGGACUUUUCUUCUGACACUCCAACAGCCAACUAUCAGUCAAGUCCAGGAGAAGCUGCUGAGACCCAAGUCCAGGCUGACCAAUUAUUAUACUCAAGCCACGUGAACUGGGACAGCUCAGAAUCUCCUUCAUCAUCACAUACUCCAUUAAUCACUUUGGCCCUCUCUGAAGAUGAAACCCAACAAGAACCUAAUAAAGAACACAAUAUAAAGGUGGAGAACAAUAUAACAGAGGCAAUGUCUCUAAACACUAGCUUUGAUGGGAGGAGAGACACACUGAAAUGUAGCCCUGACAACCUUCAGCCAGGUAGUCGAGAUGAGGUCCGGUCUAAUUCUGAUGGCGACUCCUCUUCAGGCCUAGAAAUGGACUACAUUGUUGUGUCUGGUGCAGUAAAAGAGGCAGAGAGAGAGUGGCAUGACAGGCCCAAACAGGGAAAGAAACAAACAAAAAGAAACACCAUGGAGACCUUCAGCAUGCUUUUCUAUGCUGCCACAGCCCUGCAGUCCCAGGUCCAAGGUGCACAGAGGGAGCAUCAGGAGGACACAGAACAGAGUAGGCAAAACCAGAUACGCAGAAGCUCUGACAGUCCAAUCAGUACCACCACUGAGCAUCAAAUGGUGCCAGAAAUUAUCAGUCCCAGCCAAUCAAAAAACACCUCAGAAGCCUUUCAUUCCAGACCAACAGGUAACAGUCAAACACAGGUAGAAGAAGGACAUGAAGAUAAGUCAAGUGUUGCAGGCAGAAGUAUAUCUCCAUCAUUAAGAUAUCCAUCGGAUAACUUUUUAAAAACCAGAGAAGAAGUUUAUGUCCAUUCGCAAAUUUCAAUGGAAGAUUCAGAUGAGGGUGGACAGUCGCCGUCUGCACCUCCACCGUGUCCUCCUUCACUGGAGAAGUUGCAAGACUGGGGGGGUCAGUUAAUGAGACAAGAUACACCUCAAGUCGCAUCUGAAACACAAUCCCCUGUACUUACCGACAGUUCAGCGUCCCACUCCAGCUCUUUGCCUGGCACCCCAGUAAGUGAAUCAGGUAUUUCUACUGAAAGAGGACUUGGAUUACCAUUUUCUGGAGAUUUAAUGGAAGAGGAGAAUGAUGAGGAUGAGCAGGAGGAGGAAGCUGAUACUGAGCAUGUUGCCCCGACAAAAUGGACUCAAGAAGGACAGUCAGGUUCUUCUGAUCUGCUAAGUUUCACUGAGGAGCUGUAUCAACCACCUUUAGACCUUAACCAGGACAGGUUUCAACAGGAUACGGUGGAUUAUUAUGACAGACAGCCCAUUAGGUCAGUUGAUCACGACAAGUGGUUAACUGACCAACAGUCUGGAAGUCACAGCGCUUCUCAAGAUAGAUAUUCACUUGUUUCAAGACAUCAAGAUGUGUCAUCCCAUACACCUAAUGAGACUGCUGCAUAUCAGUGGAUGGAAACACACCAUGUCACUCAGGGUCAAACUCAGUACGGCUACAACUACCAUCACAUCGACCAAAGAACUGAAAACCAGAGCAUGCACUCGGCCUGCGUAGCUGUGAAAUCCGGCAGUCAGCGAAACACCACUGAUGUCUAUGCCGAGUUUACAACUGACGCUACAGCUGUGCAACAUGAGUCUCAGCAGGCGGAGGGCUAUUAUGAAGCAGGGGUUUCUGCCGAGUACAGCUCGGAUAACCCAGAUUCCAAGUUUCAGUAUGGAGCUGAAAGCCAAAGUAGAGAGAACUCCAGUGCCAUGUAUGCUUCUCCGUGCUCUCCAUACCAAGCUGAUGACCAGCGUCAGUACGAGACAGUCCAUGGUGAUUACCAGCAUGACAGUCAGACACUCUACCAAUCAGCUGUGCAAACUGAGAGGGAAGAUCAUGCACGGUAUGUGCCGGAGGGAUACGUUCAUUUUACCCUGUCAAGAAACACCCAACAGAGAGACACUGGAGCAGAGAUGAUGAUGAAGAGGGCCUCCAGUGAAGAGGCUGCUGAGGAGCCGGAUAACAGAGAAGACCCACCGUCCUCAGCAGAUGUAUCAGGCAGCUCAAAUCACAGGAGAAAGUUGGUGGCUCCACAGAUGGACGUGUCCCUGGACCGCAGUGAGGGGUCUCUUCUCUCGGAAGAUGCUCUGGACACAGAGGAUGAUGCCUUGGAUACCGGAGACGACCUGGACAUCAACGUCGAUGAGUUGGACACAUCGGAUGAGGCUGACUCACUGGAGUUGAACCCACACGGAGACUCAGCGGAGUAUAAUCUGGGUAUAGGAGCAACUUCAGGUGAUGUCAUGUCAGGACACGGGUCAGCUGAGCAGAGCAGAGACCGCAGACUGUGGAGAAGUGUGGUGAUUGGAGAGCAUGAGCAUCGCAUUGACAUGAGGAGCAUUGAACCAUACAAAAGAGUUAUUUCUCAUGGAGGUUAUUACGCCGAGCAGAACGCCAUCAUUGUGUUUGCAGCGUGUUUCCUACCAGACAGCGACUGUGAGAAUUACAAUUAUGUAAUGGAAAACCUAUUUCUGUAUGUAAUUAGCACCCUGGAACUAAUGGUGGCAGAGGAUUAUAUGAUUGUGUACUUGAAUGGCGCCACACCUCGCAGGAGGAUGCCUGGUUUUACCUGGAUGAAGAAGUGCUACCAAAUGAUAGACAGAAGACUGAAGAAAAACCUUAAGAUGUUCAUCAUUGUCCAUCCUUCCUGGUUCAUACGCACUUUGCUGGGACUCACCAGACCCUUCAUAAGCUCCAAGUUCAGCAGUAAGAUCAAGUAUGUGCAUAGUCUGCAGGAGCUCGGCCAAAUCAUCCCAAUGGAGUAUGUUCACAUUCCACCCAGCAUCGUCAAGUAUGACGAGGAGAGGGGUAAACACAGACUUGCAUGCAUGAGACUGGACUCAGAUUUGCAGGACACAGCAUCAAAAGCCGACAAGAGGGGGAAUUCAGCCAUUUGACGAAUAAAAGAUAGGCAACUCCUGCUUUUCAUCUCCCUGCAACAUGCUGUAUUCUACCACAGCAUGUGUGAACAUGAGCACGCCUGCAGCAUGAUGUAUGCAGCACUAGCAGCCGGCUGGAGAAGAAGAUGCUGUGGUACAAAACAUCAGGCCUUUGCUCGCUCAAUGAGAGACGAGCACCAACUCUGAAGGUGAUAAAACAUCAUACCAUGUUUACAGUGAUAGAGACUGUGUCACUGUGCUGGAGGGAAGAUGCUUUUACCCUGUACAUCACACAGCACUUGAUUGUGUUCCCUUUUUAAUCCUCCAUGACUUUGUAUUAAUGCCAUUGAGUUACUAACAUACUUUGGUUCAUUGAUGCAUUCUUCACAACCAAACAAAAAUAAUGCUACUGCCCUUCUGCUCACAAAUAUCCAUUUGUGUUCCCAAAUAGCCAGUGACUGUUCUGUAGCUCAGUCAAUAGACUCAUGUUAAUGGAUAUUAACUAGAGUCACAUUUCUGAUGAUCAUGGUUUACAAAACUCUGUACUCCACCUGCAGUUUGUAAUGGCAUGAAACAGACUGGUCAAACUGUUUUUGAACAGUUUAUUAUAUCACUGUGUCAUCCAGCACCUUAUACAAUCAUAAGAAUGCUACAAAUAGGCUCUUCUAUUAGCAUUGUACUGUAUAUCACUGUGAAAAUACUUGAGAUGUCAUGACAUAAAAAAAAGUAGCAAAAAAAGUCAGUUACCAGUAGCUGCAGUAAUGUGUUGCAUGCUUUCAGUUGCUGCAGUAUCAGAAAUCUAUUUGAUUCCUAACUCAGAUGCAGAAUUGUGUACCAGUGUAACUCAAGUUGUGGUUUCUCUUGGUUGUAAGUGUGCGUAUAUAUGUGUGUGUGAGAGAGAAAGGUUAAAUUGUUCUGACAGCUCGACAGGAACUGUAUGAAGAGGGUCAAUACUGUGCUUUUUAUUUAUAUACACAUUUGUGGCUUGUAAGGUCUUUGGUUGUUGUAUAAAAUGUUUUGUUUCAAUAAAGAUGUGUUUGCCCCUC
This is a messenger RNA of Solea senegalensis (Senegalese sole), 7572 nucleotides long. RefSeq lists its product as uncharacterized. Gene Ontology annotation, cellular component: cytoplasm. Bases 254 to 6544 code for a protein of 2096 amino acids. NCBI's taxonomy places the organism in Eukaryota, Metazoa, Chordata, Actinopteri, Pleuronectiformes, Soleidae. Gene Ontology annotation, molecular function: exopolyphosphatase activity. The record is from RefSeq and is a predicted model, not a curated record. The transcript is spliced from 20 exons.